Molecule: messenger RNA, 410 nt
Organism: Chrysemys picta bellii (western painted turtle)
Lineage: Eukaryota; Metazoa; Chordata; Testudines; Emydidae
Gene: SMIM36
Product: small integral membrane protein 36
Source: RefSeq, a predicted model, not a curated record
AUGGAUUUUUACUUGGAAAUUGACCCUGUAACCUUGAACUUGAUCAUCCUGGUAGCUAGUUAUGUUAUUCUGCUUUUGGUGUUUCUGAUUUCUUGCGUGCUAUAUGACUGUAGGGGGAUAGAUCCCAGUAAGGAAUAUGCUCCUGAGAUUCCUACGGAUUCCCAGCCUCCAAUCCGAUUGGUGGUGAUGCAACAGAACUGCCCUGGUACCCGCUGGGCAAAAGGACUUGUCUCUGCUUAUGAAAAUUCUUCUGAUCUGCCAGGGAAAAGAACUACUGUGGUUUAGGGGCCCACCAAUUGCUUCUGAGCUCUAGUAUCUAUCGUUAAGCUUGCCUCAUCUGCCAUGUUUACGUUCAGUUCGCAAAUGGAUAAUACACCAGCAAGGUAAGUUGAAACACUGACUGAUUUGAU